AUGACAUCGAGAAGACAUAAGUUUUUUAAUGAAACAGAUUUAAAGAUAUACAUCAUAGGGGAUGAGGACUCUGUAGUGGGCUUCUUACUAGCUGGCAUAGGCUUUCGGGAUGGCUUAGGAAAAAAAAAUUUCUUCAUCGUGAAUUCAAAGGUGUCCGAAUAUUAUUUAACUACGUCGUUUGAUGAAAUUAGGGAAGAUGGCAACAAGGAGGAAACGAACAAAACCGAAAUAGAGGAAGUAUUCAAGGAAUAUACGUCAAAAAACGACUGCGGAGUUCUUCUGAUGAACCAACAGAUCGCGGACGAAAUAAGACACCUGGUUGACCUGCACGAUAAGAUCCUGCCAACCGUUUUGGAAAUUCCGUCCAAAGACAAACCGUUUGACCCCAACAAAGAUUCGAUCAUACAGAGAGUGAAGCUUUUUUUCGGGGGGGAUAUAUCAAAUUUGAAGUGA
This is a messenger RNA of Plasmodium inui San Antonio 1, 453 nucleotides long. Its product is annotated as ATP synthase (F/14-kDa) subunit. Gene Ontology annotation, cellular component: membrane; proton-transporting V-type ATPase, V1 domain. NCBI's taxonomy places the organism in Eukaryota, Apicomplexa, Aconoidasida, Haemosporida, Plasmodiidae. The coding region runs from base 1 to 453 and encodes 150 amino acids. Gene Ontology annotation, molecular function: proton-transporting ATPase activity, rotational mechanism. The record is from RefSeq and is a predicted model, not a curated record. Gene Ontology annotation, biological process: proton transmembrane transport. The transcript has 5 exons.